Messenger RNA from Amphiprion ocellaris (clown anemonefish), 6379 nucleotides. RefSeq names its product protein shisa-6 (gene shisa6a). NCBI's taxonomy places the organism in Eukaryota, Metazoa, Chordata, Actinopteri, Pomacentridae. Bases 459 to 2189 code for a protein of 576 amino acids. The record is from RefSeq and is a predicted model, not a curated record. Gene Ontology annotation, biological process: regulation of short-term neuronal synaptic plasticity; regulation of AMPA receptor activity. The transcript has 9 exons. Gene Ontology annotation, cellular component: AMPA glutamate receptor complex; dendritic spine membrane; postsynaptic density.
GAGAGAGAGAGAGAGAGGGUGGAGGGAGGCGGGCCGGAGAGGAGAGAGAGGUCUUGGCUCUUGUCUUGCUGAGGUUCUUUGAUUCAGUGGCAGUGGCUGAGACAACCCUGUUACCGGCCACUGUUAACCCGCCUCAAUCACACUCGAGAUCAACAUCUGAUGGUAAAGAAAAGACAGAUUUCCCCGGAGUACAUCGCGUCUUUUACGCACAGAAGCGAACUUUCAUUCAAGAAAACGGGCUCCUUGUUGGAUCAGAGAAGUCCGAAGAUGCAUUGCGCGUCUGCCGACUGCCAAAUCCGCCAGUCAAAGUCCGCGAGUGAGAGCUUGGCACAGACAGGAGUAGCUGAGGUGAAGAAACCCGCAAGAAGCUCCGCUCGGUAAGAAGUGGGAGAAAGAUAUUCAGAGGAACCGAAAACCCAGAAGAGCGUGGAGGCCAACAAACACCAGCGCGUCCUCAAAUGAUGGGGAUACAGCACCUUCUGCUUAUUUUGAUUUACUUAGACCCGCUGAAUGUCCUGUGCGCCGCCACCGCCAACAAAAAGAGCAAAAUCCCGCCGAAGAGGAACUCCAAGUUGAGGGAGGUCAACGGCAGCACCACCGCGGUCCCGGCGGCCGCGGCCGUCCCAGGGAAGAUCACCCAGGUCCAGGCUCCGUCCGUCGUCCAGCACGACACCUGCAUGGGCUACUACGACGUGAGCGGGCAGUACGACAAAGAGUUCGCCUGCAACAACACCGAUCACCGCUUCUGCUGCGGCAGCUGCUUCCUGCGCUUCUGCUGCGCGGACCGCGGCAAGCGGCUGGAGCAGAAGAGCUGCACCAACUACAACACCCCGGACUGGAUCAAAACCCAGCCCCCGUCACCGGCGCCAACAGGUGACACGUACGACCCCGAGCUGGACCAGACCAACACCACGGUGUACAUCACCUGCGGGGUCAUUGCGCUCAUCAUUGCCAUUGGGAUUUCUGCUAAAGUUGCCUAUGAUAAAGCCACCAAGCCCCCGCAGGAAAUGAAUGUGCACAGAGCCCUGGCAGACAUUCUGAGGCAACAAGGACCAGUUCCAAUAUCUCAGUAUGAACAUGAAAACAUUGCAGCGAUUGAUGGGUCCCCCAAAGACGACACGCCGGUCAGAACUUUGAAGAAUCACUACACUCCUGUUCACACAAAGGCAUCAAACCACGGGCAUUACGGAAAAGACACCCUGCGCAGUGGAGGCCAGGACAUGCACAACUUCAUCUCCUCUGGGUUCGUUACACUUGGACGUAGCCACUUGAAAGCGCAGCAGUCCAUAGACGAGUCGGGGCAGAUGUCCUGGCAGGGCGAUCUGGACAUCCCCAUAUCCUACGGAAACCACCACCUUGACUACCAGCAUAGCCACCUGGAUCUGACUGCGCUCACACCUAAAAUGGCCCACAGACAAAUGAGAUACGAGCGACCACAGCGGAUGAACAACAUCCUGACCUCGGCUACGGAGCCCUACGACCUGUCCCUCUCCAGAUCCUUCCAGAACCUGAGCCAUCUGCCGCCCUCCUACGAGCUGGCCCUCAAGUCUGACUUAAGUAAAUACUCUCUGCACAGAUUAAGUGAUAAAGACAUAGACGAUUAUUACACAAGGAAGCAUCAUCAUCCUGACUUUGGCGGUCGGGGACCAACCCACAUGGUGAAGCUGAAUACAGAACCCCAGCAGCACCACCAGCAGCGGCAGCGUCCCCGUCGGGUCCAGAGGGCCAUGUCCCAGGACCAUGUCCUGUCUCCUCCCAGGACGCCUCGACGUGGAGACUAUGGCUUAUCUUCAUACGGUGUGAUGGCGGCAGCAGCCUAUGGAAGCAGUCGCCACCUCUCAGAAGAGCAGCUACUUUCAGCGGAACGCCUACACUCCCAGGAUCCUUUGCUGUCUCCGGCGAUGAGGCGCGACAAGUUCCGGGAGAAGGCCAUGGCGCGGGCGUUGUCCCACGCCGACAUGCUGAUGCCCACCACGCCUGUCAUGGACCGCCACAAGAUGACCAAGAUGCACUCGCAACCCAGUGCCUCUAACGACUCCUACAACACGCUGACAGUCAACCACCAAGCGACCACAUCUAAACGGCAGGCGUUUGCUUCCCGACGAACACACACGGUGGACCACCUACAGUACAUUCCUGGCCACCACCACACAUACCGCACUGCCAGUAAGAACGAGGUAACUGUUUAACUGCAGAGUGGACGGAUUCCUGACACACAACCACAAACAUUUACAGAAAUCUACAAUAUCAGCAAGUCUCCUUGGUAAAACUGUUCGGUCUUCUCGUCAAAACAACCUCCUACAUUAAAAAAACUCUUCCUGCUUUUUAGCACAAGCUUUCUGUGUCAUGCAGAUUUUGGGUAACUAAAAUCCACCCUGGCAAAGACGUUUCUCUCUUAGAGCAUCAUAAGGGCUUUGCGCUUUGACACAAAGAUCCUUCAUGUCGGACGUUGUCGACAAUGUGAAGAAAUAUUUUUUAAACUGGACAUGAGACUGGAAGAGAAUUGUAUCAACUUUAUAAAUAUAUAAAUACACUAUAUUUACUAUUUGUAUUUUCAGUCCUUGUUAUAGCUUUAGAGAUUCUCAUUAACUGAUGUAAGCACUUCAAGUGGUGCCUCUUGAAAUUGUCCCAUUUCAAAGAUGAAGUGGAUUUGUGGGUUAAAAAGCACAAUUUAUGAAUUCCCUUUUUUUGGAUUAAGUUUUUCUCUUCUUCUUUGGUGAAUGGCCAGAACAUAUCAGCUUAUUAGUGAAAAGAGAAGCAAUUUCUGUUGCAUACAAUAGAUGAUUGUAAAUAGGCUAUAUUAGCAGCAUUUAACAAGAAAAGCUGGCCCUCUGGCAUCAUUAUUUUGUUUAAUUUCCCUCCCACCUGGAAUCUAUUAUGGAUUCCUAUUUAACAAUUUUGAUUUUAGAUAAGGCAAAGUCCCCAAAUUAGUAUUAUUUCCACAGAUGUCUGCAAAAUAUGUGGAUCUAAUAUGUAUAUGGGGAGUAUUUUUUUUCUUUUCUAACUGUGCUCGUAGCAUAGAAUGAUUGCGUGCGAAACAACCUUUUACCAGUGUCGAUUGGCAGCUUCAGUCUGCAGAUAUAAAUCCACAGGUGAAAAUGGAGCCUGAUGUUCAUUUGAAUUUGCUUAUUUUUCAUUCAUGCGUUCCCUUGCUUUGUCAUCCACGAAGAUGACCCUUCCCCUGCCUGUCCUGCUCGGUUUGUGACUGGCCAGCUGCUUCCAUCUCUACAUAUCAGGUAUUCAGUGUCUGGGAGCUUAUAGGUCAAGUUCUAGUUUUGUGUCGAUGUGAUGACUGAAACAAUCAGUGCUAAAGAGGACGUCAUAGUCGCUAGUCAAUCAAGCAUUAAUUAAACUGUGAAAUGUUUGUCCGGAUGUUUUCAUUAAAGCAAUGCCUUAUUGUAUGGAUCCCAUAUGCUCUUAAUUGAACAAUUAUGCUUUUGUCACGUCUUGUUGUCUUAGCUUUUUGUGCAAUAUAAUUGAUUAUAAUUUACCAGCAGAACCAGCAGUAAAAGCAUGUAGUGAUAGAGGAUACCGUACAUAUACCUCAAAAAGACUAAAUUCGAUUGAAGAGGUCUCAAACUUUAAACAAUCAUUAGGUACAAUAUUGUUCUUAUUCUUAUUGGAAAUUUGUUAAAGUAUGCACAUUACCUGAAUUAGCAUUGUUUAAGGUUUAUGGGCUCAUAAAUAUGUAAGUAUACAGUGCUUUUAUUUUCAGCUGUUCAAUCAGAUGAACUGGAGAGUAGAAGUCUUUACUAGUUCUCUUGGUUCUUAGUAAUGAGGAUCCAGUCCAGGAACUGUGCUGGACAUGGUCCAAAUAAUAUACAGUCCAAAUGAGUUGGAAGGAGCUUUGUUUUAUGGCUGCAAGUCUUGGAUCUGUUUCAAUGACCUGGUUUGCACUUGGAUUUAAAAAGCAUUACAGCGAUCCAAACACUGAGACUGCUGAGACAAAUCGCCCUUCACACCUUUGCCUAUCAGCCCCGUCCAAAGUGUCCAACUGACCACUUGUGCUCAGAUUAUUACCUACAUAACUUCUGCUAGAAAGUCAAAGGGCCGCAUGGACAGCUAUUAGGUGCCAGAUUUGUUUCCAAAAUGUUUCAAGGACUAAUAUAGAUGUACCUAUACUGGUGGGAUAAAAUCAUUCACAACUUGCAAAAGAUUGCAAGAUAACAACCACCACAUCCUGCAUUGAUGACGUAUUUCCUGUAUUUUACUGUAGGUCCUUAUCUGGGAUGCUUUAGGAUGUAUUACAAAAGAUAUGUGAUCAAAGCACAUCCCAGACCACCUAGGUUUGAGUGAUGAGAUUGCUAUACACCUUGAUUAUUUACACCUGUACUUUGCUCAGUGAUCUGAUAGCCCCAAGAUGCAUUUUAAAACCGAAUGCAAACAGAGUCAAUAUCGCACCACUUUCCAGCAAUGGAGGCUUGAUGGGCAUCGAACUGCGUAGUGUCAUAAUAGAGAAGUGAAGAAUCCUCUCCAUCAGGAAACCAGUGCUCGUUAGACCCUCCUACAACCACAAAUGGACAAAUGUUCUUUCUUGUGGGCUAUAUGCUCUUGAAUAUCAAAUUAAACAAACAUGGGGGAUCAGUUCUAUUAAAUUCCAUAAAAAAGUGUAAAAUAUGUUUUUAAAUAUGUUUGAGGAGAGAUAAAAGCCAUGCAGCUACUGAAUCUGUCUUCAUUCUCGCUUGAUAAUAACUAGUCUUAAAGUUUUUCAGGAGUUUCCAGAGGCGGCAAGUUGCGGUGGACUCCUCUGUUUUGCUUACACUAUCCUAGACCUUAACUUCACGCAAAUGAGAAGUGCUCAACGAGAAGCCCCACUUCUUGAAAUGCAACACAGCGCUACCAGAAUGAAUCACAUGGCUCCUUACAUAGACAAUGGAUUGGAAGCAUUGAGAUGACAGAUCCUAAGGACACGUACCAUUAGUGGUCCCAGAUGGGUUCACCACAGUGUGUCAUAAUCACAAGAAAAAUACAUUUUUGAGACAAAUUUCUUCCUCAGUGCAGAAAAUGUUAAUUGAAUCACUUUUCAAUUACAACUGCAAGUUAGUUGGUGGAGCAUCAUGCUAUUUCCAGACAAAGGAACUGUUUUGAAAGUAAGUCAUGUUGUAGCUGUGAAGUCCUCAUUCCAGGCAAUUAAGCAAAUAUGUCCAAUGUUCAGACAUUUUAAGAUAGUUAAAUCCCAAGUGAUGAGUAUUAUGUCCCAAGUCAACCCAUAUUUAGUUACAAAUUCUUAAGUUAGGACAAUGAAGAUUCAUGCUUCUUUAAAAAAAAAAGAAAAAAAAGCAAUUAUUUGAUUUAUUGAGUCAGUUUCCAAUGUGUCCAAAAUUUUGGAUCCAUGAAGACUUUAGCUGGAGAGUCCAUAAGCCUUCAAAAUAAGGGUUUACCGUUUGAAGGUCAAAAACAGUCCUCAGAACAAAGUUUCCCUAAAAUGCCAAGAAUUAUGAAGUUUGCAAAAACACUUAACAGAUUGACCUUAUUUUAGACAUCAGGAAAAUUGCUGUUUCUUUGUAUAUUGAAGUUGUCAGCCUCUGUAUAUAAAAACUUGAAUACAGUGUUACUUGUGGUUUGAACUGUGUAAUUUAAAUGGCAGGAAAGCAGUGUCUCAUUGCACAUAAACCUAUGACUAUGUUUAAAUACGCUCAUGUCUUGUUGCACGUUUUUCUUAAGUAGACUCCAUUUUUCAAUAACAACGAAUUCAUGAUUUAUCAGUUGACAUUGUAGGGGUAAAUGGAAAGUUGGCCAAAUGUAUCAAGAAAUGUAUUUCUUUAACUUGAUGUGCCACUUUACUUUUUUUUAUGCCAGGUCUGCAUUUAAUGAUGUCAAUUAGAGGUUGUCGUUUUUCCAGGAUUACUAUAUUUGUACAUGUGAUUUGUUUCUUUCUUUACUGGAGAGUGCUUGCAGAAAAUGAACAACAUUCGAUUGCUCUGGGUGAGGGAAGGGUGUUACCUGUUCAGUAGACUGCUUUAGACUGAUAUCUGUAUCCAUCCACCUCGCUAAACUAAUCUCACAAAACUUCUGCUCCUUCUUUUCACUUAAUUAAUAAUGAUGUCAUCCCAAGAGCCUUUUUCUCUAUGUGCAAUAUUUCCUGUUCAUGCAGUAUAACUCUAAAAGCCACUUACUCUUUUUAAAACGUUGUGAGGUUCAUUUGCUGCCAUAAAGCCUUUUGUUGUCCUUUUGAUUUUAGGAUUGUAUUGUCUUUCAUAGUCGAAGAGGCAUUUUUUAUAAUACAGAUAAAUGUGGUGUGAAUGGAAAAAGCUGUCUGUGUAAUUGCACAAAUAACUGGAGACUAAUUUAAAGGCUUCAAAACCACAAAAUAUGACUGUUCUUGAGCAUUUUUGUUUCUUUACAGAUUAUUAAAGCACAUCAUGUGUGUUGUAUAACA